CUACUCAUGCCACUCACCACCAGGCCAGUUAGAUCGAUCUCUCUUUCUCUGAACUUUUCUUGCUUCAGAGAUUGAGCAGAUCGAGCAGCAAGGCGAGAACGAGAGCUAGCAAUGGCUGGCGGUCGUCGUCGACUCUCCCCUGCGUGCCUCUUUCUCACCGUCGCCCUCGUGGUCCUCGUCGCCUUGCCGGAGCUCGCCGCUGCUCGCACCCGCCGCUACACGUUCAAUGUGACGAUGGCAACGGUGACGCGGCUGUGCGUGACGAAGAGCAUCCCCACGGUGAACGGCCGGUUCCCGGGGCCGAGGAUCGUCGUGCGCGAGGGCGACCGCCUCGUGGUGCAGGUCCACAAUAACAUCAACAACAACGUCACGUUCCACUGGCACGGCGUCCGGCAGCUGCGCAGCGGGUGGUCGGACGGUCCGUCGUUCAUCACGCAGUGCCCGAUCCGUCCCGGGCAGAGCUACGCCUACGACUUCCGCAUCGUGGGGCAGCGCGGCACGCUGUGGUGGCACGCGCACUUCUCCUGGCUCCGCGCCACGCUCUACGGCCCGCUCGUCAUCCUCCCGCCGCGCGGCGUCCCCUACCCGUUCCCCAAGCCCCACGCCGAAGUGCCCCUCAUGCUCGGCGAGUGGUUCAACGCCGACCCGGAGGCCGUCAUCAAGCAGGCGCUGCAGACCGGCGGUGGGCCGAACGUCUCCGACGCCUACACCUUCAACGGCCUGCCUGGCCCGACCUACAACUGCUCCGGCGGCGGCGCCGGCGACACGUUCAAGCUGAGGGUCAAGCCCGGCAAGACGUACCUGCUGCGGCUCGUGAACGCGGCGCUCAACGACGAGCUCUUCUUCGCGGUCGCCAACCACACGCUGACGGUGGUGCAGGCGGACGCCAGCUACGUGAAGCCGUUCACGGCCGACACGCUGGUCAUCUCGCCGGGGCAGACCAUGGACGUGCUCCUCACCGCGGCCGCCGCGACCGCCCCUUCCUCGACCGCCGCCUACGCCAUCGCCGUCGCGCCCUACACCAACACGGUCGGCACGUUCGACAACACCACGGCCAUCGCCGUCCUCGAGUACUACGGCGCGCCGCCGCAGAGCGCCGCGGCGCUCCGGAACCUCCCGCUCCCCGCGCUGCCGCUGUACAACGACACAGGCGCGGUGGCCAACUUCUCGGCGAAGUUCCGGAGCCUCGCGAGCGCGCAGUACCCGGCGCUGGUGCCGCGGACGGUGGACCGGAGGUUCUUCUUCGCCGUCGGGCUCGGCGCCGACCCGUGCCAGAGCAGGGUGAACGGGACGUGCCAGGGGCCCAACGGCACCAGGUUCGCGGCGACCAUGAACAACGUGUCGUUCACCAUGCCCAAGACGUCGCUCCUCCAGGCGCACUACCAGCGGCGGUACAGCGGCGUGCUCACGGCCAACUUCCCCGGGGUGCCGCCGACGCCGUUCAACUACACGGGGACGCCGCCCAACAACACGUUCGUCACGCACGGCACCAGGGUGGUGCCGCUCAGCUUCAACACCACCGUCGAGGUGGUGCUGCAGGACACCAGCAUUUUGGGCGCCGAGAGCCACCCGCUGCACCUGCACGGCUACGACUUCUUCGUCGUCGGCCAGGGGUUCGGCAACUACGACGCCGGCAACGACACGGCCAAGUACAACCUCGUCGACCCGGUGCAGCGGAACACCAUCAGCGUGCCCACCGCCGGCUGGGUCGCCAUCCGCUUCGUUGCCGACAACCCCGGCGUGUGGAUCAUGCAUUGCCACCUGGACGUGCACCUCAGCUGGGGUCUGGCAAUGGCGUGGCUCGUCAACGACGGGCCGCUGCCCAACCAGAAGCUGCCGCCUCCGCCGUCCGAUAUCCCCAGGUGUUGAUACACUCGGAUCCGACACAAUUGUUCUGCGGAGGUUUUGAUCCGUGCAAUGCACGCGUCUUGUGGCGGUAGCGGAAACGGACUUCGAUUGACCCGUGGAAUACCCCAUUUUGUGACGAUGUCUGAUUUUGUUGCCGCACCGUGUUUUGGAGACAUACAAAAUCCGUAAAGCAAGUUUAUUGGGUGGUGUGUGUUGUUGCGUGAUUCUUUUUUACGAUUCUUUGGUUACACCUUUUUGUUUUCCUGCUGGACAUUGCUAGUGUGUACAGACGUACAGUGUAUCGGUAUAUAUACUACAUAUAAUAUAUGUAUCAGUCAACUA
Sorghum bicolor (sorghum) is the source of this 2190-nucleotide messenger RNA. Its product is annotated as putative laccase-11. The record is from RefSeq and is a predicted model, not a curated record. The coding region runs from base 112 to 1869 and encodes 585 amino acids. Gene Ontology annotation, cellular component: apoplast. Gene Ontology annotation, biological process: lignin catabolic process. Lineage: Eukaryota; Viridiplantae; Streptophyta; Magnoliopsida; Poales; Poaceae. Gene Ontology annotation, molecular function: hydroquinone:oxygen oxidoreductase activity; copper ion binding. The transcript has 3 exons.